CUCUCUCUCUCUAAGCAGUUUCUGGCUAUCUACAAAGGAAACAGAUGGUGUGAAUGGUUUGUAUUGGUCAAUUUAUUUUUAUCACUGUGUAUAUUUUUCUCUUUUUAUCACUGUCACUGGUAGAAGAGCACGCAACAAUACCUUAGUUUCCCCCUUCAAUCCAAUUACUUGUCUAGUUUCUUUCCUGUAAACCUAAUUAGAAAAGUAGGGACUUGAGCGACGAACCAACUUCGAAAAGAGACACGAAUCUUGGACUCUAUAUAAGUUCGCAUUGUUGUCUGAUAUUGGAGACCCAACACUCUUUUCAUUCUCAUACUAAACUUCCUUCUCAUGGAUUUGUCAGCAUCAUCCUCUUCCUUCAGCUAUGAAUUCAACUACGAUGUGUUCCUCAGCUUCAGAGGCACUGACACACGUUACGGUUUUACUGGCAAUCUCUACAAAGCUCUUUGUGAUAAGGGAAUUCGCACCUUCAUUGAUGACGAGGAGCUUCAGAGAGGGGAUGAAAUCACACCAUCACUUGUCAAAGCCAUUGAAGAGUCCAGGAUUGCUAUCACUGUGCUCUCUGACAACUAUGCAUCUUCUUCAUUUUGCUUAGACGAACUUUCCAACAUCAUUCACUCCAUUAAGGGAAAGGGUCGGUUGGUUUUGCCGGUUUUUUAUGACGUGGAUCCUUCAGAUGUGAGACAUCAGAGAGGGACUUAUGGUGAAGCAUUGGCUAGCCAUGAGGAAAGGUACUUCAAUGAGAACAAGGAGAAGGUGCAUAAUUGGAGGAAUGCUCUGCAUUCAACAGCUAACUUGUCUGGCUUCCAUUUCAAGCAUGGGGAUGGAUACGAAUAUGAGUUUAUUGGGAGGAUUGUCAAAGAGGUCUCCAACAAGAUUAAUCGUGUUCCUUUACAUGUUGUGGAUUACCCAGUUGGACUAGAGUCACGAGUGCUACAUGUAAAGUCGCUUCUGGAUGUUGGAUAUGAUGAUGGGGUCCACAUGGUAGGGAUCUAUGGUAUAGGUGGUAUUGGUAAAACCACACUUGCUCGAGCUGUUUAUAAUUUGAUUGCUGACCAAUUUGAUGGUUUAUGUUUUCUUCAUGAUGUGAGAGAAAAUUCAGUUAAACAUGGCUUAGAACAUCUCCAAGAGACGCUCCUUUCUAAAAUAGUUCAAUUAAACAUUAAGAUAGGAGAUGUCAAUGAAGGAGUUCCAAUAAUAAGGCAAAGAUUGUGCCAAAAGAAGGUUCUUUUGGUUCUUGAUGAUGUUGAUGGAUUGAAGCAAUUACACGCUAUUGUUGGAAGACCUGAUUGGUUUGGUCCUGGUAGCAGAGUCAUCAUCACAACUCGGAACAGCCAGUUACUAGCAUGUCAUGACGUGAAAAGGACAUAUGAGGUGAAGGAGUUGAAUCAGAAAGAUGCUCUUGAAUUGCUUCAAUGGAAAGCUUUUAAAACUGACAAGGUUAGUCCAAGUUAUGUGGAUGUUAUAAACCGUGCAAUAACUCAUGCUUCUGGCCUUCCACUCGCUUUAGAAGUAAUAGGUUCCAACUUGUUUGGAAAAAGUAUAGAAGAAUGGAAAUCUGCAUUAUGUCUGUAUGAAAGAGUUCCUAAUGCAGAGAUCCAAAAGGUACUUAAAGUAAGCUUUGAUGCUUUGGAGAAAGAAGAGAAGGGUGUUUUUCUUGACAUUGCUUGUUGCUUCAAAGGCUUUGGAUUGAUGGAGGUGGAGAAUAUACUUCAUGCUCACCACGGUCACUGCAUGACAUAUCACCUUGGAGUGUUGGUUGAAAAGUCUCUCAUAAACAUUAAGUAUGGUGUGUUGACACUUCAUGACUUGAUAGAGGACAUGGGUAAGGAAAUUGUCCGACAGGAGUCACCUAAAGAGCCUGGGAAACGCAGUAGAUUGUGGUUCCAUGAAGAUAUAGUUCAAGUUCUAGAAGACAAUACGGGAACUAGUAAUAUUGAAAUCAUAUAUCUAGAUUUCCCAAAUUUCGAAGAUUUAGUGAAGUGGGAUGGAAAGGCCUUCAAGAAGAUGAUAGGGCUAAAAACACUUAUUAUUUUAAAUGGUCAAUUUUCGGAAGGUCCUAAACAAUUUCCAAACAGUUUGAGAGUGCUAGAAUGGUGGGGAUUUCCUUCACAGUCUUUACCAUCUAAUUUUCAUCCAAGGAGACUUGCCAUACUCAGAUGUUUGAAUUUCCUGUGUUGUAAAUUUAUAAAAGAGAUACCUGAUGUAUCUGGUGUCCCAAACUUAGAAGAAAUAUCACUUGCAAACUGUGGGAAUUUAACUAAAAUUCAUGAAUCGGUUGGAUUCUUGGAUAAACUUAGAAUCUUGAAUGCUUUUGGUUGCGACAAGCUUAGGAGUUUUCCACCUUGCAUCAAGUUGACCUCUCUUGAAGUACUGAAUCUUUCAUGUUGCAAGAGUCUUGAGAGUUUCCCAGAAGUAUUAGGAGAGAUGGAAAAAAUAACAAUGCUUUGGUUUUAUGACACUCCCAUAAAAAAUUUUCCAUUUUCAAUUCGAAAUCUUAUUCGGCUACAAAAGGUGGAACUCGUUCCUUGUAGACUGGGUCAGAUAGAACUCUCAAGCAGCAUUUGCAUGUCACCAGAACUUGAGGAGUUGGAAGUUCGGCAUUGUAAAGGGUUGCAAUUAUCUGAACAGGAUGAUAGCGAAGAGAAACUCAGCUCAAACGUGAAAAUGCUUUGUCUCAAAGGCUGCAUGAUGUCAAAUGAAUCCCUUCAAAUAGGUCUCGCUUGGUUUGCCAACGUGAAAGAGUUAGACUUGUCUAAGAGUAAUUUCACAAUUCUUCCGGCAUGCAUCAAAGAGUUCCACUUUUUGAGGAAACUAUACUUGGAUAAUUGCAAUAAUCUUCAAGAAAUUGGAGGAAUUCCACCCAACUUGGAAAUUCUCUCUGCCAAAAACUGCACAUCCUUGACUUCCCAGUGUAGAAGCAUGUUCAUGAAUAAGGAAAUGCAUGAGGCUGGAGGCAAGAAGUUUUGCUUACCUGCAACGAAUAUUCCCGAGUGGUUCGAGCAUCAGAGGAGGCGACUUCCAAUUUCUUUCUGGUUUCGCAACAAAUUCCCUGCCAUAUCUCUCUUUCUUGUUGCUGAAUUAACUCCCCACCUCCAAUUGAUCCUCAAUGGAGAGAAAUAUGAGCCAUUUAUUAUUCCGAGUCGUUCUAAAGGUGUCCCAAAUGAUCAUAUAGUAAUUUCUGAUCUAAAACGUUUAUUCUUUGAUGAGGACGAGGACGAGGAUGAGGGUGAGGAUGAGAUGCUUUUAGAAAAUGAAUGGAAUCAUUUGGUGCUUUCUAUUGAUAUUGAUCAUGAAUUUGAACGGAAGCCCAUCAAUCCGGUGUUGAGCUUACAUAUUGGAUUCCACGUAUUCAAAGAGAAAAGUAGCAUGGAGGAUAUCAGAUUCAACGACCCUUAUAUCAGCAUGUUGCUAGGAGAAAAGCAUAGACUGGACACGCUAGUUUCUGAGAUGCAUACAAGUAGCACCACCAGUGUUCCAGAUACCGAUUCCGGCAGAAAAUUUGUAGGUCCUCUAAUAGAAACACACCAAGAACCUGUUGUUACAAGAACCUAUGAGGACCAUGACCGAGAGCUAAUGCUUCUGAAGAAAGGAAAAAGAAAAUUAGAUGAGAAUGGAAAUCUUGCGCUGGAAUCAUGUACCGUUGCACCAACUGAAGCAGAGAACAGUUUUCAGUCACUUCUGCAAGACACACUAGAGUUUCUCUCUCGUUACUAUGAUGGUAGUGAAAUAACCCAGGAAGAGUUGCCUCUUCUGUUACAACCGAGACAUUCUGCAUUGAUGAAAGAUACUCUAGAGUACCUCCUCAGUUUGCGAACGGAUGCAGUUUCUCAUGGAAAAAACAUUGAAAUACUGGAACUUUUAGAAAUUUUUGCUCAGUUGAGUUUGGAUUAUAAAAAUGCAAGGCUGAAAUGUGAGUUAACAGCUGCUGUUCUAUCAAAAGCUAAAAAAGUUAAAAAGGAUAUUGAAGCUAAUGUUGAAGACUUGGGAGAAGUGGAGACAUUGGAAAACUAUUUCAACAAUCAGUUGGCCUGUUUGCAGGAAAGGAAUGGAGAACUAGAAGAGCAGAUCAAAGACAUAAAAGCUGAGAUUUCAUAUUUGACACAAGACACAGACGCUAUUGCUAGCAAUAAAAGAUUGCCUCAAGCUGAAAGCGAUGACUGGAGCAACCAAGUGACAAGGCUGAAGGUUGAGCUGGACUUGGCAGAGGAAACACAAGCUAAUAUUGAAGAGGAUUGGUUCCAAUAUGGAGAAUAUUUAAUUGACAUCAUGUAUAGUGAGAGUGAGAGUGAAAGUGAGAGUGAAACCUGUGAGACCUGUGAGUGUGAGAGUGAGAGUAUGAUGGCCAAAUUUUGGAGACCCAACACUCUAUUCAUUCUCAUACUAAACUUCCUUCUCAUGGAUGUGUCACUAUCAUCCUCUUCCUUCAGCUAUGAAUUCAACUACGAUGUGUUCCUCAGCUUCAGAGGCACUGACACACGUUACGGUUUUACUGGCAAUCUCUACAAAGCUCUUUGUGAUAAGGGAAUUCGCACCUUCAUUGAUGACGAGGAGCUUCAGAGAGGGGAUGAAAUCACACCAUCACUUGUCAAAGCCAUUGAAGAGUCCAGGAUUGCUAUCAUUGUGCUCUCUGACAACUAUGCAUCUUCUUCAUUUUGCUUAGACGAACUUUCCAACAUCAUUCACUCCAUUAAGGGAAAGGGUAGGUUGGUUUUGCCGGUUUUUUAUGACGUGGAUCCUUCAGAUGUGAGACAUCAGAGAGGGACUUAUGGUGAAGCAUUGGCUAGCCAUGAGGAGAGGUUCAAUGAGAACAAGGAGAAGGUGCAUCAUUGGAGGAAGUCUCUGCAUUUAGCAGCUAACUUGUCUGGCUUCCGUUUCAAGCAUGGGUACCCUCUCCGUCCUUUUUCCUUAAUUUAUUUGGAUGGAUACGAAUAUGAGUUUAUUGGGAGGAUUGUCAAAGAGGUCUCCAACAAGAUUAACCGUGUUCCUUUACAUGUUGCUGAUUACCCAGUUGGACUAGAGUCACGAGUGCUACAUGUAAAGUCGCUUCUGGAUGUUGGAUCUGAUGAUGGCGUCCACAUGGUAGGGAUCUAUGGUAUAGGUGGUAUUGGUAAAACCACACUUGCUCGAGCUGUUUAUAAUUUGAUUGCUGACCAAUUUGAUGGUUUAUGUUUUCUUCGUGAUGUGAGAGAAAAUUCAGUUAAACAUGGCUUAGAACAUCUCCAAGAGACGCUCCUUUCUAAAGUAGUUAAAUUAAACAUUAAGAUAGGAGAUGUCAAUGAAGGAGUUCCAAUAAUAAGGCAAAGAUUGUGCCAAAAGAAGGUUCUUUUGGUUCUUGAUGAUGUUGAUGGAUUGAAGCAAUUACACGCUAUUGUUGGAAGACCUGAUUGGUUUGGUCCUGGUAGCAGAGUCAUCAUCACAACUCGGAACAGCCAGUUACUAGCAUGUCUUGACGUUAAAAGGACAUAUGAGGUGAAGGAGUUGAAUCAGAAAGAUGCUCUUGAAUUGCUUCAAUGGAAAGCUUUUAAAAUUGACAAGGUUAGUCCAAGUUAUGUGGAUGUCAUAAACCGUGCAGUAACUCAUGCUUCUGGCCUUCCACUCGCUUUAGAAGUAAUAGGUUCCAACUUGUUUGGAAAAAGUAUAGAAGAAUGGAAAUCUGCAUUAUGUCUGUAUGAAAGAGUUCCUAAUGCAGAGAUCCAAAAGGUACUUAAAGUAAGCUUUGAUGCUUUGGAGGAAGAAGAGAAGAGUGUUUUUCUUGACAUUGCUUGUUGCUUCAAAGGGUUUGAAUUGGUGGAAGUGGAGAAUAUACUUCAUGCUCACCACGGUCACUGCAUGACAUAUCACCUUGGAGUCUUGGUUGAAAAGUCUCUCAUAAACAUUAUGUGUGGUGUGUUGACACUACAUGACUUGAUAGAGGACAUGGGUAAAGAAAUUGUCCGACAGGAGUCGCCUAAAGAGCCUGGGAAACGUAGUAGAUUGUGGUUCCAUGAAGAUAUAGUUCAAGUUCUAGAAGACAAUAUGAAGUUCGUAAAUUUAAGAGAUUUGAGUUUCGAGGGUUGUAAAUUUAUAAAAGAGAUACCUGAUGUCUCUGGUGUCCCAAAUUUAGAAGAAAUAUCAGUUAGACAAUGUGACAAUUUAAUUAAAAUUCAUGAAUCGGUUGGAUUCUUGGAUAAACUUAGAAUCUUGGAUGCUUGGGGUUGCGACGAGCUUAGGAGUUUUCCACCUUGCAUCAAGUUGACCUCUCUUGAAGUACUAGAACUUUCGCAUUGCAAGAGUCUUGAGAGUUUCCCAGAAGUACUAGGAGAGAUGGAAAAAAUAACAGAGUUUUUUUUAUUUGGCACUCCCAUAAAAAAAUUUCCAUUUUCAAUUCGAAAUCUUACUCGGCUACAAAAGGUGGAACUCUUUCGAUGCGGACUGGGUCAGAUAGAACUCUCAAGCAGCAUUUUCAUGUCACCAGAACUUGAGGAGUUGGAAGUUUCGCAAUGUGAAAGGUUGCAAUUAUCUGAACAGGAUGUUAGCGAAGAGAAACUCAGCUCAAACGUGAAAAUUCUUCGUCUCAAUGAAUGCAUGAUGUCUGAUGAAUCCCUUCAAAGAGGUCUCUCUUGGUUUGCCAACGUGAAAGAGUUAGACCUGUCUCAGAGUAAUUUCACAAUUCUUCCGGCAUGCAUCAAAGAAUUUCACUUUUUGAGGAAACUCUGCUUGGAUGAUUGCAAUAAUCUUGAAGAAAUUGGAGGAAUUCCACCCAACAUGGAAAUUCUCUCUGCCAAAAACUGCACAUCCUUGACUUCCCAGUGUAGAAGCAUGUUAAUGAAUAAGGAAUUGCACGAGGCUGGAGGCAAGAUGUUUUACUUACCUGCAACGAAUGUUCCCGAGUGGUUCGAGCAUCAGAGGAGGCGACUUCCAAUUUCUUUAUGGUUUCGCAACAAAUUCCCUGCCAUAUCUCUCUUUCUUAAUGCUGAAUUAGAUCCCCACAUCCAAUUGAUCGUCAACGGAAAGAAAUAUCGGCCAUUUAUUAAUCAUAGUCGUUCUGUCCAUUACCCAAAUGAUCAUAUAGUAAUUUCUGAUCUAAAACAGACAUUCUUUAAUGAUUUUCCGUUUGAUUUUCUGUUUUUACUACAUGAAUGGAAUCAUUUGGUGCUUUCUAUUUAUAUUGAUCAUGAAUUUGGACGGAAGCCCAAUCGUUCGUUGAUGGAACAGACGUUAUUCUACGUAUUGGAUGGAUUAGGUAGCACGGAGGAUAUCCGAUUCAACGACCCUUAUAUCAGCAUGUCCAUCAGUCCUUUGUUGAGCUUACAUAUUGGAUUCCACAUAUUCAAAGAAAAAACAAGCAUGAAGGAUAUCCGAUUCAACGACCCUUAUAUCAGCAUGUUGCUAGGAGAGAAGCAUAGACUGGACACGCUAGUUGCUCAGAUGAAAACAAGUAGCACCAACAGUGUUCGAGAUACCGAUUCCAGCAGAAAAUUUCUAUGUCCUCUAAUAGAAACACCCCAAGAACCCGUUGUUACAAGUGCCCAUGAGGACCAUGACCGAGAGCUAAUGCUCCUGAAGAAGGGAAAAGGAAAAUUAGAUGAGAAUGGAAAUCUUGCGCUGGAAUCAAGUACCAUUGCACCAACUGAAGCAGAGACCAGUUUUCUGUCGCAUCUGCUAGACACUCGAGAGUUUCUCUUUCGUUGCUGUGAUAAAAUCCAGGAAGUAAGAAUGUUCAAAAAAAAUAUAAAAAUAAAAACCCAGGAAGCAUUGCCUCUUCUGUUACAACCCAGACAUUCUGCAUUGAUGAAAGAUACUCUAGAUUACCUCCUCAGUUUGCCAAUGGAUGCAGUUUCUCAUACAAAAAAAAUUGUAAUACUGGAACUUUCAGAAUUGUUUGCUCAGUUGAGUUUGGAUUAUAAAAAUGCAAGGCUGAAACAUGAGUUAACAGCUGCAGUUCUAUCCAAAGCUAACAAAGUUAAAAAGGAUAUUGAAGCUAAUGUGAAAGACUUGGGAGAAGUGGAGACAUUGGAAAACUAUUUCAACAAUCAGUUGGCCUGUUUGCAGGAAAAGAAUGGAGAACUAGAAGAGCAGAUCAAAGACAUAAAAGCUGAGAUUGUAUAUUUGACACAAGAGACAGACGCUAUUGUUAGCAAUAAAAGAUUGCCUGAAGCUGAAAGUGAUGACUUGAGUGCAGCUGAAAGUGAUGACUUGAGUGCAGCUGAAAGUGAUGACUUGAGUGAAGCUGAAAGUGAUGACUUGAGUGCAGCUGAAAGUGAUGACUUGAGUGCAGCUGAAAGUGAUGACUUGUGUGAAGCUGAAAGUGAUGACUUGUGUGAAGCUGAAAGUGAUGACUUGAGUGCAGCUGAAAGUGAUGACUUGAGUGAAGCUGAAAGUGAUGACUUGAGUAAAGCUGAAAGUGAUGACUUGAGGAACCAAGUGACAAGGCUGAAGGUUGAGCUGGUCCGGGCAGAGGAAACACAAGCUAAUAUUGAAGCAGAUUGGUUCCGAUUUGGAAAAUAUUUAAUUGACAUGAUUAUGAUCGAGUGGGUGUCAAAACCUGUGACGUGUGAGAGAGAGACCUGCGUGCUGGGUGGUGGUUCUGAUUGAAACAUGUAUAUACUUUGUUCUUGCAUAAAAUGUAGAGUUUUUAGAUAAGUGAAUAACACUUUGGGAGUAACAUAUUACCUGUAACUCAGAUACAAUACCUUUGAGCCACGAGGCUUCUUUUACUUCUUCUGUUAUUGCCACAUAUUCUGUUUCCUUGGUUGACAAUGCUAUUAUAAGUUGGAGAUUAAACUUCCGACUAACCACAUUCCCACCAAUAGUGAAUAUAUACCCGAUUAGAGACCUUAUCUUAUCACGGUCAACAGCAUAGUCAGAGUCACAAAGCCUUUAACUGCAAAACCAUCAGAUUCUUUUGCGUCAAAAUGUAAACAGAAAUUACAAAUACCAUUCAAAUACCUAAACACCCACUUAUCAGCAUUCCAAUGUAGUUUGCAAGGUUUACACUCAAGCCUACUAAGUACAUGAUAGGAUCCAAAUAACAGAUUUGGGAAAAAAGAAAAAAUACAGAAAAGAAACCACUGGUAUAAUAUUGAUUGAACAAUACAAGAUUAUAUGAUGGCAUUCAUUCUAAGGCAGGUCAUAGACAUUCUAUGUGGAAUCACUUGCAGAAUGUCUUCCACCACAAAAAUAAGCAUGGGGUGCUAACAAAACAAAAAGUUGAGAAGACAAGGAGAAGGAGAGGGGCUAUUACUAAAGUGUUGGCUUGUUGCCUCACACAAACCAGGUUGGGCAGUUUCACAGACCUGUGGAAGGGCUCCUGAGACACAUCCGGCAUUCGAAGAAACCAAAUCCUUCCAAGCUUGGUGGGGUGAAAGGAUCAAGGUAUACCCCCACAUGGACAUAGUCUGAAGAAGCUGCAUUGGUGGCAAAUCCUUCGCCGACACCGGGGUGUGAAACUGAAAAACAGAGGCCAAGUUAAA
Messenger RNA from Gastrolobium bilobum, 9455 nucleotides. RefSeq lists its product as uncharacterized. The coding region runs from base 331 to 8577 and encodes 2748 amino acids. NCBI's taxonomy places the organism in Eukaryota, Viridiplantae, Streptophyta, Magnoliopsida, Fabales, Fabaceae. Gene Ontology annotation, molecular function: ATP hydrolysis activity; ADP binding. Gene Ontology annotation, biological process: signal transduction; defense response. The record is from RefSeq and is a predicted model, not a curated record. The transcript has 14 exons.